AAACCAAGUCGUGUUGACAUCAAGCUACAGAGUAGCUAGCAAACAUAUAUAUUCAGGAAGAUCAACUAACCCAACACCUGUGGACUUGCUAGAUCCAACAUUAAUGUUCUCAUGGUGUUAUUCGGAUAUUCGUGGUCUCUCACGCAUGCUCGUGGUGUCCUGUGCAUAAGACAUGCAGAACGGAUAUAACGAGAUUGGGUUUGUUCAGCAAAUUCUUAGCUUGAAUUUGGUCCCAAGGAAAAAUGGCACCAAUCGAGGCAACGACACAUCGCUUAGCGACUUCUCAGAGAUGUGGUAUGGAGUCUUUUUGUGGGCUGCUGUCUCUUCACUGGUGUUCCACCUCCCCGCUGCUCUCCUGGCCCUCGCCACCCUGCGACAACACAAGAUGGCCCGCUUCAUGCCCAUCGCCAUCCUACUGAUGGGCAUCAUGGGCCUUGUGUGUGGCGGUGUCCUCACCAGUGCCGCCAUAGCUGGGGUGUACAAAGCAGCAGGGAAAAGGAUGAUCUCCUUGGAGGCCUUGGUGUUUGGAGUGGGCCAGUCCUUCUGUGUUCUCAUAAUCUCCUUCUUCAGAGUCCUAGCUACACUCUAGCACUAGGACACAGGAUUUAAAGGAGGGAGAGUGUGAGGGGGAGAGAACAUGCAAUCAGCAGGACGGCAUAUGCAAGACACAGCUGUUCCUUCAGAGGCCUUAUUUUCUAUAACCGUUACCGGAUGACUCUUUGUUUGAUACAUGAUUAUUUUCCAAAGUGGUAUAUUUCAGGGCUGACCAGAGGCUCUGUCUUCUUCAAUCUGUGUUAGUUUUCAUUCAGAUUGUUGUGUGUGUUGCUGUGGCACUAUACUCUGAACUGGCCUUCUCAUUUUGUGUGUUAUAUAUGUAUCAUACACAUGGCUGAGAAUGAAACAUUCCAGAAUGCAGAAAAAUAGCGCUCUACAAUUUGGUUGAGUAAACUCCCAAGUUUUACUGUUCAACGGCCUGUAAAAGACUAGCCUAUACAUGUCUGAGCCUGCAUGCCUUUAGAGAAACAUUAAAGGAGCGCAUUCUCUGUUCUGUUCCUCCACAAAUCAUUCAUCUUAAUACAAUGUCUUGACUGAGGUGUGAUGUCUUUACAAUGAGGCACAGUGCUUGAUGAUAUGACACUGGUAUUGACAUUUAAAUAUUUAAGUCAGACAUAGCUACAACUUUAAGCUUUGUUAUUUCCACAUGUAUUUUAUAGCAUUAGAGAUAGAUUGGCCAUACUUUAACAUUCCUACUUGUGGUGUGUAAAAAAAAGUUUGUACAUAAUAUUUAAGCCCAUUCCAGCUUAUUCUGUAAGCAUAGAGGCAAUGAGGAGGAGGAAAGUUGUAAGUACCCAAUCUCUCUGUAUGUUGCUGAGCAAACCAUAGGGCCCUCAAAACUCAACUCUGGACCUCAAAGCCAGUUCCACUUCAUUUUUUAAAUUGUUCCCUUCUAAUCAAGGACUGAUUUAGACCUGGGACAUUAGGAGGGUGCAAUUAAUUGUCAGGUAGAACAGAAAACCAUCAGGCUCCGGACCUCGUAGGGUAAGAGUUGAAUACCCAUGCCAUAAGGAAGAGUUGAUUCAUGUAUUUUAUUCUCGUUAAAUACUAUUUUUCCAUAUUAGGGUAUUUUCAGAUGGUUGAUCAGUGGGUUAAAUCCAGUGUGUAUGCAACAUACUUCUUUGAGUGAAAUCUCAACACAAAACAGUUGCAGACUGCUCUUGGUUCACUGGUGGCGUCAAUGCGCUUAUAACUGUUUCUCUUUCAAGAACCUUUGCAGCAUUGCUCAGUUUUUGUUAAUUUUAUGUUGGCCUUGAUGGUGUUAAGGUGAACAGUAUAAUAUAUUGUUACUUUGGCAUUGAUUAUGCUAAAGGAAUAAGAGGCAACCUCACUAAACCAUGAAUGUGAAUCUAAUUUCCUUAAAAUCCCUUGUGGAAUUUCUUAAACCUUUACCAAAGAGAACCGAAUACAAAAUGUACAACUGAUUUAGUUUGAACUGAAAGCCCCCAUGUCCCAAAAUCCUACUUUAAUUAAGGAUUUUGACAGUGUAUCUUGAGUAUAAAUCUGGAGUCGUGUAUAAGGACAAGGUCAAAUUCCCAUACCACCAUAGAAAAGCACAGCUUUGCAGAGAUCUCUAUUCCAAGCCAAGAGUAGCAAAGAGUAAUCAAGCAUUAUUUACAGUUAAACUAAAAUGUUUGUUUUAUUAUUCAGCAUGGCUGCAUGCAGAUUGUCCAAAACGAUCAGCAGAUUAGUGGCGUCAGUGUAGUGGUCAUUAUAAAUGCAGUAAUGAUACAAGGGGUGGAUUGAGAGCAGUAAUAAAAAAAAAACAUCCUUUUUCAAAACACUAGUGUGGUGGACUGGUUAUAGGAACAAAUUAGGAUAUUUUAAGGUUGGCUUGGCGAUAACACUAUUGGGUAAUGAAUCAUUAUUGUAAUGUAGACAUUUGUGGUGAUUAAAGUUUCUCAGCAGCAGGCUAGAGCUGGUUUACUUUCUGGCAGUAUCAUGAGGGGUGAUGUUGAAAGCCAUGCUCUGCUUAUCUGAGCCUUGGACACCUCAAUUCCACAGAAAGUUUAUUUUUCUAAAGUUCUUAAACUUUCCUCAUUGUAGCAUGACUGCACACUACUGUUUUAUAGCUAGUUGGUUUGUCUUGUUUUCAAUAAGUUAAUGCUCUUUAUUUACCAUGUGAUUUGAAUCCAUGGAUUUUGUUUUUACAAGGUUGAUUUUAUUACAAUAAAUUAAAGUGCCAAUUGUUAAUAUUUUCAUGUAAUAAAAAAGUUGACAUUAUAA
Molecule: messenger RNA, 2781 nt
Organism: Coregonus clupeaformis (lake whitefish)
Lineage: Eukaryota; Metazoa; Chordata; Actinopteri; Salmoniformes; Salmonidae
Product: transmembrane protein 170A
Exons: 3
Coding region: 173-589 (138 amino acids)
Biological process (GO): endoplasmic reticulum tubular network organization
Cellular component (GO): endoplasmic reticulum membrane
Source: RefSeq, a predicted model, not a curated record